GCCGUGACGCUGGGGAGCGCGUGGCGGGGAUCUGUGUGCGGUAGUGCUCUGGUUCCUGAGACUGUUGGUGUCUUCUCGCUCUCCUCAGAGGUGCUACCUGACACCAUGUUUGUCCUGGUAGAGAUGACUGACACAGUAAGAAUUCCUCCCUGGCAGUUUCAAAGGAAACUGAAUGAAUCCAUUGCUGAAGAGCUAAACAAGAAAUUGGCCAAUAAGGUUGUAUACAAUGUCGGCCUGUGCAUCUGUCUGUAUGAUAUCACAAAGCUGGAAGAUUCAUACAUAUUCCCUGGAGAUGGUGCAUCACAUACCAAAGUGCAUUUCCGCUACGUGGUGUUCCAUCCCUUCCUGGAUGAGAUUCUGAUUGGACAGAUUAAAGGUUGCAGUCAGGAUGGUGUCCACGUUUCUAUUGGAUUCUUUGAUGAUAUUGUCAUCCCACCAGAAUCCCUGCAGCAGCCAGCUAAGUUUGAUGAAGCAGAGCAGGUGUGGGUAUGGGAAUAUGAGACGGAAGAAGGGGCCCAUGACCUUUACAUGGACAUUGGGGAGGAGAUCCGCUUCCGAGUCGUGGAUGAAACGUUUGUCGAUACAUCACCAACAGGGCCGAGCUCUGCAGAGGCUUCCACUUCAAAUGCCACAGAAGAAGUCCAGAAGAAAGAGGCACCCUACACUCUUGUGGGAUCAAUCAGUGAGCCAGGCCUGGGUCUCCUGUCGUGGUGGACAAACAGUUAGCUGCCAUCAGAGCCUGCUCCACAGAAGGUCUUUCUGGUGGAUGUUUGGGGGGAUAAUGGGAUCCUGCGGGUGUUCGUUGCGCCUCCGAAGCUGAAUGAGAAAUUAGACCUGCCAUUCUCUGUUUCUCCUUCAGCUUCCAACCUGCCAGAUCAAGACAGUCGCUUUCAAGAGAUGUCAGUGAUCUGUAGUAGUGAAUUUACAGGCACAAAAAGCCUUGAGCACAGCAGCAACAAACUCAGCUGGAGCUUUGGUCUCCUGCCCUGGAGGGAAAACUGAGGAGGUCUUUACUUGCCUGAAUUAAGAAGGGAGUUGACUUCAGUGAAUGAAAGCAGGAGAGAAUGCCUGUCAAGAAGUAUUGCUUCCCUGGGCUGAGAGCUUCAUCUCAGGGGGGUGGAAGCCUGCCCUUCUUUUUACAAGAAAUGGAGAAGAAACAGCAAAAGGCUAGAGUUAAUAAAGGUGUGGUACUCUGGAGACCUGGCAACUGAUGGGAGGGAUGGGAGGUGGACGUAAUGUUCUGCUAUGAGUGUGAACUUAACCCAUGGGAUGAAGUCAGCCAAAGAGAACUGGAAUGACCGUAGUUUACCCAAAAGUAGGUUAGGCUCUGUGAAGAUUACCACUGUCAGGCUACAGGCUGUUUAUUGUGCUGAAUGGGAGUACUUUAUUGGGUGGGCUGUAUCUAUGUAGAAUGAGCUAAACUUUGCCAGAGUUUGGCUAAAAAUACAUAACUAUGAAUUGAAAUGGAUCAAGGCUGCUUUUAGCAAGUUAAAAUACCUUAUUGUGGGGGUAUUUACACCUGUGCUAAUACCAGAGAUGGAAUAAAUAGUAAAAACCACACAGCCUGCCUUCCUGUACAAUUUGUGGGGAAACUAUUAGCUUCCUGCCUAGCAGGAAGAAAAAAGUUGCCUCCUGCAGUUUAGCUGCUUGGAUUUCAAGGCAGACAGUGUUGAGACCAACACUUUGCUCUGCUCUAACAGCCAAUAACAAACAAUUGCCACCAUCCUCCCUGACAGCAGUGAAAGGAAAGGGGGGAACAAAAUGGUGAGUAAAAUCUAUGCAGGGCCCGUUGCCAAGAGUGAUGUUGCACAUAAUUACAAAGCCAGCCACAUUUGGCAGGAAGGGGUAAUAAUUCCCUGGGAUAGUGGGUCUGCUUAACCUCCAACUGUGAAAACAAAGCCUGAGUCACCAGCACCCUCCCUGCAGUGUUGUUGGAACCCCUUAAUUCUGAACUGUUAUUCCUGGUGCAUUGCCCCAAUUAAAAGGGAGCCCAGAAUUCUUCAGGCUUGCAUAGUAACUGAGGUCCAUCUGCUCAGACAAUAAGCUCCCUGAAUGCGGUCUAAAGAGCAGUAGUGCUCAGACAUGCAAUCAUCUAGCCGUGAUGGAAACAAAACUGUUUACAGAACACCCUCAUCUGUUUGUGUAGGUGGAAAUUUGGGUGAAGCAAGUUAGAGCCUCAACAGCCAGAGAGAGGCUUCCACACUGGCUGUCCUGGGAGGGGUCAGGGAGGGCAGAGAACAGCCCAAGCACCUCCAAGUAGUUGUUGUGCUCUGCUCGUCACAGGGUUAGAGCUCCCAGGAGUGCAGGGAGGUGGCAGCUGCGUGGCUUUAUGUGCUGCUCUAAGGAGAUCCUCAACAUCAAGGUCCUGUGGGGGAACAGACAAGCUGUGCUUGAGGAAAUGGGUUUCCUGCAUGAUGCUGGGAAAGCAUGUAAAUCAUGCUCCUUGCAAGUUUGUCAUUGUUGCUGUUGCCCUAGACAGGAAUGUAGUUUGGGAAGGUGGUGACAGUCAUGAGUGUAGCCUGCAGGAGGCUAAUGACAAGGGAUUAACAGUGCAAGACAGCUGUGAGGGCUCUUUUUUUACGAGGUGGGUGUUGGUUUGCUUGGGGUUUUUAUUCAUAUAGAUUUACAGAAUAAGAAC
Messenger RNA from Athene cunicularia (burrowing owl), 2638 nucleotides. RefSeq names its product RNA polymerase III subunit H (gene POLR3H). The transcript is spliced from 7 exons. Gene Ontology annotation, cellular component: RNA polymerase III complex. NCBI's taxonomy places the organism in Eukaryota, Metazoa, Chordata, Aves, Strigiformes, Strigidae. The record is from RefSeq and is a predicted model, not a curated record. The coding region runs from base 106 to 726 and encodes 206 amino acids. Gene Ontology annotation, molecular function: DNA binding; DNA-directed RNA polymerase activity. Gene Ontology annotation, biological process: transcription initiation at RNA polymerase III promoter; DNA-templated transcription.